This is a messenger RNA of Morus notabilis, 2667 nucleotides long. Its product is annotated as transcription termination factor MTERF2, chloroplastic. NCBI's taxonomy places the organism in Eukaryota, Viridiplantae, Streptophyta, Magnoliopsida, Rosales, Moraceae. Gene Ontology annotation, biological process: regulation of DNA-templated transcription. Gene Ontology annotation, molecular function: double-stranded DNA binding. The coding region runs from base 34 to 1953 and encodes 639 amino acids. The record is from RefSeq and is a predicted model, not a curated record. The transcript is spliced from 6 exons.
UUUAUCCAUUUUUCCCUCUCACUCACACAGAAGAUGCUCUCAUGUCCGCCAUGCCACUUCUAUUCCACCAUUCUUCCCCCACGCUCUCCACGCGCCUCCCUCCUCCGCCGCCGUGAAGACGAAACUCCUCAACCACCGCCGCCGCCGGAUCUCAACCCCCGUCGCCACAACUCCAAGUCCACCGCCCUCCUUCUCCGCCACCUCUCUCACUCGUCGCAACACUCGGACUUCCCGAAUCCCGAAGACCUCCGCCACCGCCACGUGUCGCCGGAGGAGCGAGCGAGACUCCUUGAGCUCUCCCUCGUACGGCAGCGCACUCCUCAGUUCCCCGGCUCCAUCUACGUCCAGUCCCCCGGCGAUGCCGAUGUCGCCACUUCUCUCCCGCCAAUUCAGUCUCUCUUCUUCCGAGACCGAGCCGACGACGACGAUGAUCGGAAUAUGAUAAUGAGGGCGAUCGAGAUUCGGAGGAAGGUGACGGCCGAGAUUUUCAAGGAGGCGAUGCGAAAGGGGAAAUUCGGGAUCACUUACACCACCAAUUUGGCGGAUAGCUUGGGAGAAUUCAUUGACUACGUUAUGGUUGAAGCGGCGUCGCUUAAGCGGUUGCCGGAGUAUUCGGAUUCCACGUUCAACGUUCGCGCCAAGACUGUUAUUCAGGACUCCAAAGUUGUGCCUUUGAUCAGGUGGUUGAAGCAUAAUUCACUGUCGUAUCCCCAAAUUGCUAAGCUCAUUUGCAUGACGAAGGGGAAUUUAGAGUCCAUUAGCCGACUUGUUGAGUGGUUAAAGUCGGUGCAUGUCAAGGGGAGAUUCGUUGGAGUUGCAAUGUUGAAAGCAGGCGAAAAUCUUUUCCAACGCAAGAACAAAGAAUUUGAUGAGAUUGUUGAAUUUUUGGAGAGAAAUGGAGUUAGAAGAGAGUGGAUGGGUUAUGUGUUGAGUCGAUGUCCCCAAUUGUUGUCCUACAGUAUGGAAGAAGUAGAAGCUCGUGUGGGGUUCUUCUUGGAUAUGGGCAUGAAUGAGAAGGAUUUUGGCACAAUGGUCUUUGACUAUCCCAGGGUAUUCGGCUACUAUUCUCUUAUAGAGAUGAACGAGAAGGUUAGCUACUUAAAAGAGUUUGGCCUUAAUCAUGAGGAAGUUGGAAAAUUACUGGCAUUUAAGCCACAAUUGAUGGGUUGUGGCAUUGAGGAAAGAUGGAAGCCUCUAGUUAAGUAUUUGUAUUACCACGGAAUUUCACGAGAUGGUAUGAGGAGAAUGCUUACUAUAAAACCAAUGGUUUUCUGCGUGGAUUUGGAGGCAACCAUAGUGCCAAAGGUACAAUUUUUUCAGGACAUUGGCAUUCGAGAUGAUGCUAUAGGCAACAUGCUUGUAAAGUUUCCUCCACUGCUGACAUACAGCCUCCACAAGAAAAUCCGGGCUGUGGUAAUAUUCUUGAUGACGAAAGCUGGAGUCAGUGAGAGGGAUAUUGGGAAGGUUAUAGCUUUGGGACCAGAGCUCUUGGGAUGCAGUAUUGUGCAUAAGCUCGAGAUCAAUGUAAAAUAUUUUCUGUCACUUGGCAUUCGUCUUCGACAAUUGGGUGAAAUGAUUGCUGAUUUUCCCAUGCUGCUCCGGUACAAUGUAGAUCUCCUCCGUCCAAAGUAUCGUUACUUGCGGAGGACCAUGGUCCGCUCUUUGGAAGAUGUGAUUGAAUUUCCAAGGUUUUUCAGCUACUCUCUUGAAGGCCGAAUUAUUCCAAGGCACAAGAUUCUGGUAGAGAAUAGGAUCAGUAUGAAACUACGCUACAUGCUGGCUAGCACUGAUGAAGAGUUCGAGCAGAGGAUUGAAGCUAUAAAGGAGAGACGCCGCAGAUUCGAAUCUGGUGUCAGGAAUGACAACCCCCUUAAUACUGAGGAGAUUGAUGGCGAUAACGCUAUGGUGAACCGGACAGUCAUUGAUUUUUCUGAAAGUGAGGUGGAAUCAUAAUUUCUAAUUCUCAAACUCCAUCUGCCAAGUUGCCCUCAGGUUCAAUUCUUCAAGCCCUCUUGGCUUGCAUGAUGGAUCUUGUUCUCGAGCUGUCAAAAAAGAAGUAAUUGCCGCUGAAACAGAAUGGCAAAGUGAAGGAUGAGAAUAAUCCAACAAAACCGUGUCAUUCUUGCAAUACACAAACCAAAGAUUUAUGAUUCAUAUAAGGUCAACAAAUGAAGGUGAUGAACAUCGAUGCCUAGGGAAACGUAAUAGACAGGUUUAUGGUUAAUAUGUCUACUGUGGAAGGCAAGGAAAGCUUUUCAAGAUGUUACCAGAGGAGUUGGUUGGUAAAAGUCCCCAUUGGGAAUUGACCGAGUUCUCGUACAAACAAUAUGGCUGUUGAGGAGUAAGCAGAUAGGAAACAAACUUGGUUUGGAUUUGAGGAGAUUCUGAUGAGUUACUAAUUGAUGCUUUUGAAAGAAGACGAUUACUUAUUUAAAACCGAUUUUCAUCAUCAAAUUCAAGAUGGGUUCGAAGAACUAGAAGGGAGAAUAAGCUGAUGCACAAGAGACCGUCUUGCUUUACUGAUAAUAUACUUGUGUUCAUGAAACACACUAUCCUGAAUUCACUGCAUCUUUUUUGUUUGGAACUUUGUUUCACAGUUAAUGAUAUAGAACCUAAAUACUUAUUUUACCGACAGUUGGGCUUAAUAACAUACUCUUUUUCCUUUCC